AGUUCCACUUCUAAAGUUGAAUACGUGUAAGAAAGAACUUUGAAACACAUUUUGAUUUUCAGCCUAGACUGGUAUAUGAGUACAUGAAUCAUAUAUGUAUAUAUAUAGUUGAAGAAAAAGUCUUUUUCUAUGGACGAAUCACAAAUUCUGAGAUUAAAUGUAGGUGGUUACAUUUACACAACCACAAGAUCCACUCUUGUCAAAUAUCCAGACUCCAUGUUGGGAGUGAUGUUCAAAGGCGAUAUUCCAUCCAAGACAGACCAGGAUGGAAAUUUCUUUAUAGACCGUGAUGGACAAAUGUUCAGAUACAUACUUAAUUUCUGUAGAUCUGGAAAACUAUGUCUGCCACAAAAUUUUUUAGAGUUUGAUUUACUUGAAAAUGAAGCAGAUUUCUUUCAAAUUCAGCCUUUAAUUUCAAGCAUUGCAACAGCUAGACAGCAUGAAAAUAAAGAGAAUUUGGAAGUUCAUUAUGUGGAAAUUGUAGAAGUAAGAACUGGUACUACAGCAACUAUGCCUUCAAAGAAUUCUAGAGUUAAGACAAUUUUGCUCGGAAGAAAAGAAGAUUUACUUGCAUUGCCUUCGAAUAUCAUAGGUGAAGAGGCAGCAGAACGUUUGGAGUGUAAAAACGGAUCAAAUUAUGUGGAACUAGAAAUCUAUGGAAGUAACAUGAGAAUUCAGCUAGCUGACUUUUUAAGUAACAAUGGCUGGAUCAAUGAAAAUUCUGACUUAUCAUCCUCAUCUUGUUUACCAAAGGGAUCAAAUAUUCUAUGUAUCGAACAAAGUUACAGAGACAGAUGGAAGAUAUACAGACAUAUAUGUAGAUAGAUUUUGUUCACAGACUUUGCUACAGUUCUUACAGAAUUACAUGUGUCACCUUUUAUAUAUCUGUAUUUUAAUAUUGUACAUUUUGAUUAACGGUAACAGGAUUUCAAAAAUUGAUUUAAAGAAAUAUAAGAAGAAAUGGAAGAUAAAAUUCAAAGUAUUCUAUAAUAGUAAUGCAAAUUCUUUCAUGCCAUUUUUUAAACCUGUUUUACACUGUACUACAUGUACAUUUUCUGACGAAUCUCAUUGUUUAUUCAUUUUAAGACAUAGGUGCUUUGUGAAUAAUUGUUAAUUAAUAAAUUGUUAAUCAAUAAAUUGUUAAUUAUAAACAUUCUCAAAACCUCAGAAGGUGUUGUAUGCUCCUGCAAUACAAUGGAAAAGAAAUAAUUGUAAGCUGAAAUUUGGUUCUAUUGAAAUGCCCUCAAAGCAUUGAAUGAUAAAUAUAUCUGCUUUGAAACACUAA
Messenger RNA from Magallana angulata, 1285 nucleotides. Its product is annotated as BTB/POZ domain-containing protein KCTD6-like. Gene Ontology annotation, biological process: protein homooligomerization. Gene Ontology annotation, molecular function: protein binding. The coding region runs from base 130 to 825 and encodes 231 amino acids. Lineage: Eukaryota; Metazoa; Mollusca; Bivalvia; Ostreida; Ostreidae. The record is from RefSeq and is a predicted model, not a curated record. The transcript has 2 exons.